AUGGACCCGAAACGGCAGACCAGUACACGUAUUACCGGGUGCCAGUUCUCAAUCAACGCGAAGCAGGAUCCCGACGGCACCCAGUGGCACGUCAAACAUCGUCCCGGUACCCAGUUUGCCGUCCACAAUCAUGAGCCCAGCCCGCAUAUAUCAGCACAUCCAAGUCUCCGCGCCCUCUCCGCAAGCGAUGAGGCGACGAUUAGCGACCUCACGCAAGCUAGUAUUGCGCCGAGAGACAUCCGCACCUACCUGCGCCAAAACUCGUCGUCUGGCGGGGUGGCGACGCAACAAGAUAUAUAUAACUGCAUCGCGAAGAGCAAGCGAGCGCUUUGCGAAGGACAAAGCACGAUACAAGCCCUCGCCAACGAGCUAGACAGUCAGGGGCUCUGGAGCCGGAUCCAGCUCGACCAAGCCCGCCGAGUAACUGCAGUCUUAUUCGCCCACCCGGAAUCAUUGGCUUAUCUCCAAGCAUAUCCGGAGCUGCUCAUCCUGGACUGCACCUACAAGACGAACAAGUAUAAGAUGCCACUCCUCGACAUGAUUGGGGUGGACGCUUGCCAACGCUCGUUUUGUAUCGCCUUUGCCUUCCUUAGCGGCGAGGCCGAAGAAGACUUCAUUUGGGCAUUGGAUCGGCUACGCUCCAUACCUGCGUUCGUGCGCCGCGAGGGUGACGAGCAAAGCAUUGAGAAAUGGACGGAAUUCUUCGGGUACUGGUUUGCAAUCGUCAAUUCCAUAGACGAAGAAGCAUAUAACCGACAGCUUGACGAGCUUGAAAGACGCUAUGUGCCAGAGUACGUUGACGAGGUUAGCUACAUCAAGCAGACGUGGCUUAACUUGUACAAGGAGAAGCUCGUGAAGGCCUGGGUUGACCAGCAUGCUCAUUUUGGCAACAACGUCACAUCUCGGGUUGAAGGCAUCCACGCACUCUUGAAGGGGCAUCUCAAGAACUCACAACAAGACCUUUUCACGGCAUGGAAUCGGAUCAAGCAGGCACUGCUGAACCAGCUCGCCGAACUUCGAGCUAACCAAGCCUUGCUGGUCCGAUACUUCCCAGAGCGUCCCGACAACGUGCCGAAAGCCAGAGAGCUGGAAGGCACUCGCGAGAUGAAUGCCCUCGUCAACGAGUUUGUCGACACCGUUGGCUCCGGUGGAACAAGCCGAUAG
Molecule: messenger RNA, 1164 nt
Organism: Purpureocillium lilacinum
Lineage: Eukaryota; Fungi; Ascomycota; Sordariomycetes; Hypocreales; Ophiocordycipitaceae
Source: RefSeq, a predicted model, not a curated record